AUGAUUAGGGAACACCUUUUUCUUCACUCCUCGUGCUUUCUUCCUUCAACCAAAUAUCAGGGAGGGAUCAGAACCCAAGAGAAAUGGAAUCCAUAAUGUUACAUGCUCUGUUCCUGACUCUGUUUCUGUUUUCCCACCAGACAAAAGCAGAGGAAUUUGAAUCCUUCAGUAAUGCCACCAGUUCCAGAGCUAGGAGCCUCGCAGGAACAUGUAACUGGUUCCAGGGGAAGUGGGUUUACGAUGCUUCAUAUCCUCUCUAUGAUCCUUCUUCAUGCCCAUUCAUAGAUCAACAGUUCAAUUGUCAAAAGCACGGUCGCAAAGAUAAACUUUACCAGAAGUAUAGGUGGACACCAUUUUCUUGUAGUUUGCCAAGGUUCAAUGGAUUGAGCUUCUUGAACAGAAAUAGAGGGAAGAAGAUAAUGUUUGUCGGUGAUUCCUUAAGCUUAAACCAGUUCAACUCAUUAGCAUGUAUGCUUCAUGCUUGGGUACCAAAAUCCAGGGCCACAUUCGCACAGAGGGAUGCUCUCUCCUCAGUGAAAUUUGAGGACUAUGGUCUUGAGUUAUAUCUGUACCGCACAGCAUACUUGGUGGACCUUGACCAUGAUAAAGUUGGACGUGUUUUGAAGAUUGAUUCAAUCACCAACGGUGACGCUUGGAGAGGAAUGGAUGCACUGAUCUUCAACACGUGGCACUGGUGGACACACACCGGAAGCGCACAACCGUGGGAUUAUAUUCAGGAGAAUAAUAAAUUGUACAAAGACAUGAACCGUUUUGUCUUGUUCUACAAAGGGCUAAACACUUGGGCUAGAUGGGUUGAAAAGAAUGUUAAUCCAGCAAAAACCAAAGUCUUCUUUCUAGGAAUUUCUCCAGUGCAUUACCAGGGAAGAGAUUGGAAUCAACCAGCAAAGUCAUGCAUGAGUGAGGCACAACCAUUCUUUGGCUUAAAGUACCCUGCCGGAAGACCAAUGGCUUGGACGGUGGUGAACAAGGUGUUAACAAGGAUGAGUAAGCCAGUGUAUUUCUUAGAUGUGACCACACUCUCACAGUACAGAAAAGAUGCACAUCCUGAAGGAUACAGUGGGGUCAUGGCAACAGAUUGUAGCCAUUGGUGUCUUCCAGGACUUCCUGAUACAUGGAAUGAGCUUCUGGCUGCAGCUCUUUCUGGUUAAAAUUAAGGAGCUUGCACAUUGUUGACAACUUUUGUUUAUUAGGUUCAACUUGUUAGAGGAUGGAAACCAAUUGUUUUCAACUGUAGGAAAUGUUUAUUUAAUUUGGCAUUUUGAUUCUUGUAAUUGGGCAAUAAGCAGGUUUGAUGCUCCAAAUUGUAAAUGUACAUUGUUUUGGCAGAAAUUUGCCUUGAAUUCUUCCAAAUGUUAUUUUGAAGUGUGAAAAUUAAGCAUUUAGAAAGGACUUGGUGUGGCUCAUUGUAAAUGUA
This is a messenger RNA of Lotus japonicus, 1435 nucleotides long. RefSeq names its product protein trichome birefringence-like 39. Gene Ontology annotation, molecular function: O-acetyltransferase activity. NCBI's taxonomy places the organism in Eukaryota, Viridiplantae, Streptophyta, Magnoliopsida, Fabales, Fabaceae. Gene Ontology annotation, cellular component: Golgi apparatus. Bases 84 to 1169 code for a protein of 361 amino acids. The record is from RefSeq and is a predicted model, not a curated record. The transcript is spliced from 5 exons.